CAGAGGGGGAGAGGGAGGGCGAGAGAGCUGCAUACAGACAGAGAGAGAGAGAGAGAGAGAGAGAGAAUGCAGCGAGGCCAGACGCUUUAACGCCUUCCUACCUGGAUUUAUUUCUUUCUGCUUUUUGUUUUAAGUCCCAGCAGCAAUAAAACUGCGACGGCAAUAUCAGAGAAUAACUUUAUUAUUAUUUUACACAUAUUACUGCUGAGAUUCCAACAAAUGAUGGUUUUCUAUCAGGAGAGUCUGUGUUUUGAAGCGGAACAUCUUGUUAUUUAGAAGAACAGCACUGACAUCCGCCCGUAGGCAGGAGCUGUCUCACCUGCAGCCAGAAAGACAACCAUAUAAGGUUUAAAAUGGUCAGUUUACCCUGAGCAGCGUCUUGCAGGUCAGGAGAGCGACAGGAAGCUUAUCCUGCCCAGCAGAAGGACGUCAGGAAAAAAAUAGAAGACGGGUCACAGAGACGUCAGAUAGAUGGUCUUUCCCUCUCCUUUACAGCAUUUCUUUCAUGGCCUGACACCUAGCUGCCCUCUGACCCCUCCCUCCACCCCUCCUCCCCCCUCAACAUGUCCGACCGCCUCCUCUCUCACUGCCUCGACAGCUCGAGGACAUCAGGUCAGGAAAAGAAGUGAGCAAGGAUUUAGUGAAGGCGCUUACGUCUGACGUGUGAACUCCGUCCUCCUCCGAGGAUAGAAGUUGACUCUCUGCAGGUGGGACGUGCUGAUGCAAGAUGGCGGCAGGUGUGGCGACGUGGCUGCCAUUUGCACGGGCCGCGGCAGUGGGAUGGCUGCCGUUAGCCAAGAAGACGAUGCCCAAACCUCCUGUGGACAACUCGUCCAGAUCGGAUGAGAUCCUGUAUGUCAACGUCAGCGGGGUCAGGUUUCAGACAUGGAAGAACACUUUGGAUCGUUAUCCAGAGACGCUGCUGGGCUCCUCAGAGAAGGAGUUCUUCUUCAACGAGGACACACAAGAGUACUUCUUCGACCGAGACCCUGAAAUGUUCCGGCACAUUCUUAACUUCUACCGCACCGGGAAGCUGCACUACCCGCGGCACGAGUGCGUCCAGGCCUUCGACGAGGAGCUGGCUUUCUACGGCAUCGUGCCAGAGAUCAUCGGAGACUGCUGCAUGGAGGAAUACCGAGACAGGAAAAAGGAGAACCAGGAGCGUCUGGCAGAGGACACGGAGGCCAAUGAGGCGAUGGACGCCCCCCUCCCUCCACACAGCACCUCCAGGGAGCGGCUGUGGCGAGCCUUCGAGAACCCGCACACCUCCACCAUGGCGCUGGUCUUCUACUACGUCACGGGCUUCUUCAUCGCCGUGUCCGUCAUCGCCAACGUGGUGGAGACAGUCCCCUGCCGGCCCCCCAAAGGCAGCGUUAAAGACCUUCCCUGCGGGGAGAAGUACCAGCUGGCCUUCUUCUGCAUGGACACGGCCUGCGUGCUCAUCUUCACCUUCGAGUACCUGAUGCGUCUGUUCGCCGCGCCCAGCCGCUGCAAGUUCAUGCGCUCCGUGAUGUCGGUGAUCGACGUGGUGGCCAUCAUGCCCUACUACAUCGGCCUGGUGAUGCCGGAGAAUGAGGACGUGAGCGGUGCCUUCGUCACCCUUCGGGUUUUCCGUGUCUUCCGGAUCUUCAAGUUCUCGCGUCACUCGCAGGGUUUGAGGAUUUUGGGCUACACGCUGAAGAGCUGCGCCUCUGAGCUCGGCUUCCUGCUCUUCUCCCUCACCAUGGCCAUCAUCAUCUUCGCCACCGUCAUGUUCUAUGCCGAGAAGGGCACCAAGGGCUCCACCUUCACCUCCAUCCCCGCCUCUUUCUGGUACACCAUCGUCACCAUGACCACGCUCGGGUGAGUUAACCUCAGCCGUAUGUUGAUUCUGACAUUAACCAGAUUUUAUUUUGCCGCCGGUGGCUGCACUGCUAUUAAAACAGUCGUCAUAGCAACGUGA
This is a messenger RNA of Micropterus dolomieu (smallmouth bass), 1942 nucleotides long. It is a transcript of the gene kcnd1, whose product is annotated as potassium voltage-gated channel, Shal-related subfamily, member 1. Gene Ontology annotation, molecular function: protein binding; A-type (transient outward) potassium channel activity. Gene Ontology annotation, biological process: potassium ion transmembrane transport; protein homooligomerization. NCBI's taxonomy places the organism in Eukaryota, Metazoa, Chordata, Actinopteri, Centrarchiformes, Centrarchidae. Gene Ontology annotation, cellular component: membrane; voltage-gated potassium channel complex. The coding region runs from base 728 to 1846 and encodes 372 amino acids. The record is from RefSeq and is a predicted model, not a curated record. The transcript has 3 exons.